Seriola aureovittata is the source of this 7698-nucleotide messenger RNA. RefSeq names its product oxysterol binding protein-like 8 (gene osbpl8). The coding region runs from base 441 to 3197 and encodes 918 amino acids. The record is from RefSeq and is a predicted model, not a curated record. Gene Ontology annotation, molecular function: cholesterol binding. The transcript is spliced from 25 exons. Gene Ontology annotation, cellular component: cytosol; intracellular membrane-bounded organelle; membrane. NCBI's taxonomy places the organism in Eukaryota, Metazoa, Chordata, Actinopteri, Carangiformes, Carangidae.
UCAAACCCAUGACAGAAUCGUGCAGGCGGGCUAGUGGCUAACAAGUUGGCUGAAUAUCGGUGCUAAAUUCACAGUAGAAAAAAUAGCACUAAUCGUGAAGUUAUUUUUUCACUGUACAAACUUUAACAUUGGACCUCCAUGACGCGGCUGGACUGAGGAGGACGCCAGCCAUCACAGGCUGAAGCAGUGAUUACCUCGUAGAAAACAUUAAAACGUCGCCAGCUAACAGUUAGCAGACAGACAAACGUCCCCCAGGACUGGCUGAAUAUUUCCAGCCUGUGUUUUCCCUCCGUGAGCCAGUCAGACAACCCACCGGCAGACCCCCAACGAAGCAAAGAGACUGUGUUGUGAAUGUAAUGGUGCUUUCGCCUGCCUGGGCUGCAUGAGAUAUGCAGUUGUCAGAGCAGCGUUGACAGGCCUGACUCUGGUUUAACACGGCCAUGGAGUCCACCUCUGAGUCCCAACAGGAGCCUGAGAAAACUUUGCACCAUGCAGAGUUGAGAGAGCACCAUGUCACCUCCGCUGCUGUAGUGUGCAGUGAUGACACCGUCCUUCUGACCCCAGGCAGGAUGAGCCAGCGCCAGGUGAAGGAGCGGGAUAAAGAGAGGGAGAAGGAGGCGGGCCUCCAGACGCCCAACAGGGAGCACGUUGCCACCCCUUCAACCCUCAGCCCAGGGGUCAGCUACAGCCACGGUUUCGAGAGAGGGAAGGAGGACCUCUUGCCUCUGCCUUUGAAAGAGGACUCACAUUCCAUAUCUAAGAGCAAGUCUGAAACAAAGCUGUACAAUGGCUCAGACAAGGAUGUGUCCACGUCUGGAGGAAAGCUCACCAAGAAGGAGUCUCUCAAGGUGCAGAAGAAAAACUACAGGGAAGAAAAGAAGAGAGCAACCAAGGAGCUGCUCAGCACCAUCACUGAUCCCUCCGUCAUCGUCAUGGCCGACUGGCUGAAGAUCCGUGGCACUCUGAAGAGCUGGACCAAGCUGUGGUGUGUGCUGAAGCCAGGGGUCCUGCUCAUCUAUAAAACCCACAAGAACGGCCAGUGGGUGGGAACGGUGCUGCUCAACGCCUGUGAGCUGAUCGAGAGGCCCUCCAAGAAGGACGGCUUCUGCUUCAAGCUCUUCCAUCCGCUGGAGCAAUCUAUCUGGGCCGUCAAGGGUCCUAAAGGAGAAGCAGUGGGCUCCAUCACGCAGCCAUUACCCAGCAGCCACCUGAUCUUCCGUGCUGCCUCUGAGUCAGAUGGCCGAUGCUGGAUGGACGCCUUAGAGCUGGCCCUGAAGUGCUCCAGUCUGCUGAAGAGGACCAUGAUCCGCGAGGGGAAGGAGGACAUGAGCACAGUUGCCACUGGCGGAGAACACUCCAUUAAUUUCUACAGCCUCCUCCGAGCCCACAACAUGCAUGGCUUCCAGUUCAAUGACAGCGACCAUCUGAAAGACCCAGACUUGUACUCAGACAAGUCAGACCGGGAGGGAGAGCAGGACCACGAGGAGUCAGACCCAGAAGGCCUGGAGAAGAGUGAGGAGAGCGACAGCGACACGUCAGAGCGCCAAGACGACUCCUACAUUGACUUGGAUCCUAACGAACAUCUGCGGGAAACCCCGUACCUGGAACAGUCCCAUGAGGAACUGGGAGAGGCUGGGGAGGCUGCCCAGACAGAGACGGUAUCAGAGGAGAACAAAUCUCUGAUCUGGACUUUGCUGAAGCAGGUCCGACCUGGCAUGGACCUGUCCAAGGUGGUUUUGCCCACCUUCAUCCUGGAGCCAAGAUCUUUCCUGGACAAACUCUCCGACUACUACUACCACGCAGACUUCCUGUCAGAGGCUGCAAUCGAAGAGAACGCCUACAACCGGAUGAAGAAGGUGGUGAAGUGGUACAUCUCUGGAUUUUACAAAAAGCCAAAGGGGUUGAAGAAGCCUUACAACCCAAUUAUAGGGGAGACGUUUCGCUGCAUGUGGCUCCACCAGAAGACCAACAGCAAGACCUUCUACAUCGCAGAGCAGGUAUCCCAUCAUCCUCCAGUGUCAGCCUUCUAUGUCAGCAACAGGAAGGAUGGAUUCUGCCUCAGUGGCAGCAUCCUGGCCAAGUCCAAGUUUUACGGAAACUCCCUGUCGGCCAUAUUAGAUGGGGAGGCUCGGCUCAAUUUUCUCAACCGAGGAGAGGACUAUGUGAUGAACAUGCCCUACGCCCACUGUAAAGGCAUCCUGUAUGGCACCAUGACCCUGGAGCUGGGUGGCCAGAUCACCAUUGCAUGCGAGAAGACGGGCUACAGCGCUCAGCUGGAGUUCAAACUGAAGCCGUUCCUGGGCAGCAGCGACAGUGUCAACCAGAUCUCUGGAAAGAUCAAGCUGGGGAAGGAGGUGUUGGCUACGUUAGAAGGACACUGGGACAGCGAGAUCUUCAUCAAUGACAAGAAGACGGGGACGGUGGACACUUUCUGGAACCCGACACAAGAGCUGAGACAGAGUCGACUGACCCGCUGCACCGUCCCACCAGAGGAGCAGGGAGAGUGCGAAUCAGAAAGACUGUGGCAGCACGUGACCCGGGCCAUCAACAACAAGGACCAGACGGAGGCCACCAACGAGAAGUUCAUUCUGGAGGAAGUUCAGAGGAAGUCGGCCCGCGAGCGGAAAGCCAAAUGCGAGGAGUGGAUCCCUGCCCUGUUUGAGCAGGACUCCAUCACCGGAGAGUGGCAUUACAGAUAUGCCGACACGAGGCCCUGGGAUCCACUCAACGACCUGAUCCAGUUUGAAAAAGACGGCUGUAUCCAGACCAAGGUCCGACACCGCACCCCUAUGGUACGUUCUGGCAGUCUUAUUAGUCUGAGUAACCAGGGGCCGCGGAGGGACAAUUGCAAGUGCCAGGUAACGGUGCCGAAGAGGAAACAUAAGAGUGACAAGCCCAAAAGCCCAGAGAGUGGCUGCUCGUCACCUGAACCCGACCGUCAAGACUCGUCUGGCAGCGAACGACAUAAAAGUAAACACAACAGUCGUCUGAGGAAAAAAGGAGCCGACCUCAGUGAACUUCAAAGUGCCAUUGAAUCUAUAAAGCAGACGCAGGAGGACAUUAACAGGAGCAUCAGCGUCCUGCGGAAUCGUGCAGCGGGCCGGGUGGAGGGCGGCUCCUUCCUCCAGCAGCGCGACUACAUCAUCAUCGUUUUCCUCAUCCUCCUUCAGGUCCUGAUCAACUAUGUCUUCAAGUAGCAGCCAUACCCCACGGAGAGAGUGAUGCCCUUACACACACACACACACACACGCACACACACACGCACACGCAGUCUCACACUCUCUGAGCCUUAGGCAUCACAAUGGGGUACAAAGAGACGUGAACUUUCAAAAUAAGUGACUACAACAGCGUCCUCCAACUCUCUUCUUCUCUGUUAAAUCCAACUGCACACGUCCAGAAAAGUGGAGACUUCAACACAAAAGGAGACUUUUCAAAACUCGUAUUUAUUUUGAACCAGUCCAUUCCAAAACUCUUGAGAGGAUCCACAGAUUUCAAAGCGGAGGGGAGCAGCGAUGAGGAGAAGCUGUUGGAGGUGAGAUUUUGGUCUCGACUGCCACUCUGGAGCUUUCUGAUUUGCCUUGAUGUAAGAGGCAAAGACAGCAGCCAUUUUUUUUAGCUGUUAUUUGUUUUGUUCUGUUUUUUGUUUUGUUUUGUUUUUUUCCAAUGGAGUGAAACUACUCUGUUGAUUCACAUUUCACCUCAAAUGACAGGGAACCUUUUAACACAGAGACGAAGUCCCACGUCUCAGAUGGUAACAAAGAUAAAAAAAAAACAACUAACUUUAAUUUUAAUGUUUUUUAUUGUUUUGUUUCUUUGCUUGGUGUGUCCUUUGUGAAUAGGGGUCUGCUUGGAACAAAAAGUGUUGAUAAGGGAGAAAAAAAAAACAAAGUGGUCCAAAUCUAUGUGAGUUUUAUUUUUUUAUUGUCACAUACUUUCAUAUCGUCUGGGUUUUUAAACGCGUGGAAAUAGAGUCAGAAAGACAAAUAACACAAGUGAAACUGUCAAAAGGAACAGAAGCUAUAAUUUCUGCUGUAUAAUAAAACUUCACCCUUUGCAUACAAAGUCAAUGUUAAAGGAAAAAAAAUUCAGAUGUUUGACAUAACAUCAUUGUAUACUGUAGGUAGCAUGUACAGACGGGAGCGUGGUUAGGACAUUAGCCCGUUGUGCAGUGUUUUGUUUUAAGGCACAAAUGCACUGGAAACGUUUGUAUUGUUAAUACAUUUCUAUCAGUUCAACUUGCGCUGAAGUUGAUGUCACAGAACUUUUAUAUUUCUGCUCUGAGGAGGUCUGGAGGACCAACAAAGAGUUCAGUGACCACUGCCCUAGUUUCAGGUAAAGGGUGUUGGAUAUGUUCAGUGAUUGUAGUGAGACGUUGGCUUUAGCAUGAUAAAACGGGGGUUCACCAAAGCUAAGUGAUGCAGUCUGACGCCCUGUUCAGACCUGGUAUUAACAUCUGUCUCAGGGGAUCCAAUCACAAGUGGUCAGCUCUAAGACCACAUUCAGAGGUGGUCUGGACCACAUGUGCUCACAUUUUUUCAGCAGUGUGAACGCACAUGUGUCCUGGGCCACAAUGAAGGACCGCCUACUCGCUGUCUCUCUCACAAACACAUGGACAACAGACCGUCUGAUUGGUUAAAGAGAAAAAUUUGUUUAUUUGUAUAUAAAGCGGAGAAGUGAGAUUCGAUCACUAGUGGUCACUAGAGACACAGUCAGGUGUGAACCGACGUACUUAGAGCUGUCCACUUGUGAUCAGAUCACUGAAGACGCAUGUUAUUCCCAGGUCUGCACAUGGCCUUAGACCUGAUGGCAUGUUAAAGGAAUAGAACAGGAAAUGUACUUAUUUGUCUUCUUGACAGUUGGAUGAGAAAAGCAACACUCACACAGACUGGAAACAGAUGUAAUGUCCAAAGGUAACACAAUCCCUCCACCAGCUCCUCUAAAGCCCAGUGAUUAACACUUCAAACUGAAUCUUGUUUGUUUACAAGUUCCUGUAAAAACUACAUGUCCUGGUUUUACACGUGAGGUUAUUUCUUGUCAUCAUUGUGAAGUCGCCAGGUAACCAAGUAGUUACUGCGCCCAGGUAAAAACUAGUCCAGAAGAUACUCCGCCUGUAAAAUCACGGAUGGGUGGAUUUUGUUACCACUGAACAGAGUCAGGCUCCUGUUGAGAGUCUUUAUUAAGCUAAGCUUAUAUAUAAGGAGCUUUAAGCAGCAAUGAUUGAAGGGACGGCUAUAGCAUGACACAAUGACGUAGAUUCUAUCUGGACACUUCCUACCGAUGCAGCCCAAAUGUCUAUUGUCUCGUUCUUCCUGUCUAUGUCGUCACAUCAUGUCGUAGCCGUCCCUUCAACCGUCACUGCUGUAAGUCCCUGUUUACUUUAAUUGAGUGGAAUUAAUCUUCUCAUCUAACUUAUAACAAGAAAGUGAGGAAGUGUAUUUCCCAAAAUACAUUCAAGCUAUUUCUUUAAGAUGAGUUAUUUAAUCGAAGAGUUAAGUUGAGUUAAGAACCAUAAAGACAAAAAUGGAAAAUGGUGUGUAGGCUAACUAAAGGCCUAACGGAUGGUCUCCAGACCAAGCCAUGGAAGAGAAAACCCUUAACACUCCACCAUCACGGCAAACUUCAGAGCAUCAAUCAUCGCUUCCAGUGCUUUUGCGCCUCAGAUGUUAACCAGGAAAACUAGAGAUAGACACUUUAGUAAGCUACAAGUGAGAGGAGAAGAUAGACUUUUCUACUUACUACUAUCACCAUAGUAUACCAUUCCAAAUGUACACAAGUACCAGCCAAACUCAGUGUGUAGAGUAGGAGUCGGCCCCGUUCACUGUGUAAAUAUCCAACGGAACGACUCGUUCCUCGCGAGUAGUGCGUGGCGUUCCAACACCAAGGUUCGCAAUACAGACACUCCUGCGCUCUGUGCACAAGCCAGUCUUUUCAACCUUGUGUGUCCUUCUGUCCACUGCUCUGUAGAUACACAUGGACAUAGGCAAAAAGAAAGAAAAAUAGAUGAAUCAGAUUCCCAUUGGAAAUUAAACAGAUGGCCUCAAGAAGUUGCUGUUAUUCAGCAGUAGUUACUUGCAGCUUUUGAACCUUUUAAACUCAGAAAUAAAUGGCUGAAACACCCUGAACAUUUACAGGCUUAUGAGGACUAUGGCUUAUGAGGAUGAAUUAAAUUUGAAAUUCUGAAGUCUGCUUGACAACAAAGUUCCGCAUUUAAUGGCCGACGUACUACCCUUGACAUUUGCAGUCUUAUGAAGACCGACUAAUUGAAAGUCUGUGUUUAGCUUUGCUACCCAUGAAGAUCAAUUCUCUCAGCAAUCUAGUUUUUUUAUAAUGAAAAUUUAGUUUGAAAAGUGACUGAACUUUAUCUGUAUUUGUUUUCAUUAUCAGCCAAGGAAGACGGCAGCAUAUUAGAACUCUUACCUGACCUUUUUACCACAGUUUGUCAGGGUUUUCUUCAAAGAUGCAAGUAAGUAACUACUAAUCGAGGCCAUUCAGAAAGAUCAGACCCACUUAUGGAUCAUAUCGGAACAUUGAUUUUGUAUAUCUCUUCGCCUGUCAUGAUGUUAGCCUUGUCAAUGUUUACAUAUCCAAUUGCCUCCGCCGUCAGCAGACUGUUAAGCGAUGCAAACUUUGUAACGCUAACACAGGUAUAAAGAAAAACUGGUAGCAUCGUCGGGAGCCAGCUGUACCCCCGUAAGUUACCCGGCUGGCCCGUGUGUAUCUGUACAUGUAUUUUUGUGUAUCCUCAUUGCCUCAAUCGCUCAUCUUAAUCCAGAUAUUAGAAUGUGGAGAAAUAAGUAUAUAACAGUGCCUUCUAGAGUCAGACUGGGGAGGGGGUAGAUAGGGGGUUUAGCGGAGAAUGGCAGGGAUGUGGGCGGGUGUGGUGUGGAGCAUACAGACGUAGCCAGAGUCCAGUUCUUAAGGUGGACGAAUAGUGAAGGGAAUGAUCUGGACCGGGACUCUGGGACUCUGGGACUCUGGGACUCUGGGACUCUGGCUGCAGCUGCGCCUGCAGUCGCUGUAGUGUUUUAGAGCGGACGUGCCAUAUGAAGCCUUAGAAACGAGUCUGACUCCGGCUCCACAGCUUGCCACCGCACCCGGCUCCCGCCUCCUCUCCUGAAGUGUCGCCAUAGUAACGCACCUGUAGGUUUCCGGAUGCUGAUUCCUGCCACAGGAGAGAGAGGGAGGGAGAGAGACCUUUCCUCUCCAUUGUCGUCCUCGUCUCUCUCUCGCUCUCUCUCACAACACAAAAUUCAGAGGGAAAUAAACAUCUCCGCUGUCUGUUGUUGUUGCUGUCUCUGUAAAAUAAUACAUUUUAUUUAUUACUCUUUUCUAUGUGGGUUUAUGUUUCAUUCUUUUCUGCUCGUAGCAUUAGAUUCUCUCUCCUUGUUUAAUGUUUUUCAAAAAUGUUUUUAAAAUUAUGUACAAUUGGUUUUAUUCCACUCCUCGUUACUUGACGUCACACACAAGCAACUGUCCUCAACUUGUGCACACUGUCAACUGACAACUGCCCCACAACACCCCCCCUCUCCACCGCCACCACACACGCACACACACACCCACACACCCACACACACACAUACAUACCCUUUUUCCUAUCUGAGUACCUGAAUAUAUUUAAUGUAUCUCCAUGGCAACUAUAACUUCUUAGAAGUUUAUGGUCACAUGUAACAUAACACAGAAUAAAAACAAAUGACACCC